GGCGUCUUGGAUUCUUUGGUCGAAGCCAGAGCUCGACCUCUCGUUACUCUAUUCGACUAUCAAGCACUCACCACGCUCUAUCAUUCGUAGCUACAACGCACUCAAUCACGCCCCACCUUCACAUUCUACCUCAAACGUUAUCUACCUACGACUCGCGAGCGACAAUGGCGCCGCCCCUCCGCCGCCCCAUUCAGAAAGAGCGCGCGUCCUACUAUUUCUCUUCCUUUAAGUCGCGAUCCUACCCCGACCACAACCGCACUUCCUCCUCGCUCACAAUCCGCGACAUCGGUUGGAACCCACCCGGAAACCGCAUCGCCUGCGCGCUCGCCGACAAGUUAGUGCGCGUAUGGAAUCCCGACAAGCCCGAGAUCCGGAUGUCGACCGAGCUAAAGGGCCAUACAGCGGCGGUAUCGGCGCUUGCUUGGGACCCUACGCACAGCGAUAAGUUGGCUAGCUGUAGCGUCGAUGGAACAGUGCGCUUUUGGGAUUACAGGAUCAAGCAGAUGUUGGCGGUUGUGAAUACUGGCGGUGAGGGGAUUGCGCUUGCGUGGCAUCCGGAUGGGAAAACGGUGGCUGUGGCUACCAAGGAGAUGAAGCUACACUUCAUAACCGUAGCUACGCACCAGCUUUCCGCCACCAAUGUGUUGCCGACGCAGGUGCACUCGCUGAUCUUUUCGCACUCGGGAGAUACACUGUUGAUGUCCACGGCGACGGGACAAGUACUACUGUACGAAUACCCAACCCUGUUGCCCGCCCACUCUGUAGACGCGCAUGCGUCCGCUGCGCUAUGUCUUGAACUGGACCCGCGCGGAGCGCACCUUGCUGUUGGCGGUAGUGAUGCAGUGAUGAGUAUAUGGGAUACCAGCGAGUGGAUAUGCGUACGGACAUUACGAGGGAUGGAUGCGCCUGUCAGGAGUGUUAGUUUCAGCUUCGAUGGCGCCUACAUCUGCGCUGGAACAGAACAGAGUGAAGAGGCGGGUAGUCAUGACAUCGAGAUUGUCCAUGUGGAUACGGGUGAACAAGUGCACACGAUAAAUACGAUGCAUCCAGUCACCAACGUCAAGUGGCACCCUACCAAGUACACUCUGGCGUACUCCGGGGAUCCCAGUGGGCUGAAGAUUGUCACGGCAGCCGAGAAGUAGUAUACUCGAAGUCCGCUGAUAUUAUCCCAGAAUCGUUCAAUACAUAAUU
Messenger RNA from Tricharina praecox, 1191 nucleotides. Its product is annotated as WD domain-containing protein. The record is from RefSeq and is a predicted model, not a curated record. Gene Ontology annotation, molecular function: protein binding. The coding region runs from base 165 to 1142 and encodes 325 amino acids. Gene Ontology annotation, cellular component: THO complex part of transcription export complex. NCBI's taxonomy places the organism in Eukaryota, Fungi, Ascomycota, Pezizomycetes, Pezizales, Pyronemataceae. The transcript is spliced from 4 exons. Gene Ontology annotation, biological process: mRNA export from nucleus.